AGAUUUGGGAAGUAGAGGAAAGGCAUCUCAGGCAAAGGCACAGACCAGGGAAGUUCAAGGUUCAAAAAAGGGGGCCUCUGGGAGUGGGAGGACAGGGAGCAGGUCGUUAAAACAGGUGCCAGCCAGUUCACGGCUGGAGUUUGAACUUGACCAUGAAAACAAUGGGGAGCCACAGAAGGGUUUGCCUGGGUUAUUGUCUAUCUCACUGGACUCUCCCCACAUCUCCGGGAGGCCAGUAUGCGAUCUUCAUCUACAGCUGGAAACACUGAGGCUCAAAGAGGCGAAGUCAUUCGCCCAAGAACAGACCAUCAGGAAAAUGUCAGAGAGAGGAUUUGAAAUCGAGCAUCAUGUAACCCCUUAAGCCGGAAGAUGAACGCAGCAGAGCUUUGCGUGUCCACAUAAGGCUGUUCGGGAAGGAGGAAGGGAACAGAGGUGAGAUCCUGCAGGGACCAGACACCGGGCCCACCGCCCUAUCCGAGAACGGUCUCCUGACGCUGGGCCUGGGCGACGCCAUGUUGGUGUGCUGAGAUCCCGCCCUGGCCACAGCUGAUUGGCCCAGGUGUGGACCACCUGACUCGAGGUAAGCCAAUCAGAUUCCCCUAUCCCCCGGCGCCCCUGAGUUUUUUUUUUGAUGCCGGAAGGUGCCCAGGAGCCUGGCUCAGGAGGGAGAGACUUGCGCGUCCGGGUUCUGCCUCCGUGCCGGGCUGUGUGUCCUCACGAAACUUCUUGAACCUCCCCCCACUUCAGUGUCCUUCUCUGGAAGUCGGAGAAAUGAAAACAGCACUGUCUUCCACGGCUACUGUGGGAUACCGUGGAAUCGGGUGGCGAAGCUUUUUGCCCAAGGCCUGGCACGCGGGAACCCCUGGGCAGAUGGCAGCCGGCUCUGCUGGUUGUGUGAACAGAGGGAGGGGCCUCGCGGCUGUGCAGAGGCCACCUGCUGCCUCGUGUGUGAGGAGGAAGAGGAAGACGGAGAAGGAGCCAGAGAGAGAGACACCGUAGGGGCUCUUGACGGCGUUCCAGAACUUGAAUCCAACUGAUAAGAGCCUUGGCUGCCCUCCCUGUCCUGAGGUCCCAGGAAAGACUCCGUGGUUCCUGCCGCCCUGACUCGGGCCCAGGUUGGCAUAAAUGGGUUUCUGUUAUUUGCAGUCAAAACCAAACCCAGACAUGGGCGCCUGGGUGGCUCAGAUGGUUAAGCGUCUGCCUUCGGCCCAGGUCAUGAUCCCAGGGUCCUGGGAUCGAGUCCCGCAUCGGGCUUCCCGCUCCAUGGGAGCCUGCUUCUCCCUCUGUUUCUCUCUGUCUCUCAUGAAUAAAUAAAUAAAAUCUUAAAAAAACAAAAACCAAACCCAGACAAAGCAAUACAAAACACCAUCCAAAACAACAGACACCUUGAUUGGGACAUUUUGGCAAAAUGAAGCCCCCUUGGAAUCCACCGGGACAGCCUUUGAACUGGAUGCCAGGAAAUUCCUGCCGCAGGCUUGGUUACCACAUGAAGAAACCGGUCCAAGCGUAUUGUGGGGCAGUCGCUGAGGCUCCUGAGAGGCCUCACCUCCCAAGGAACACGCAUGUGAUCUGCCACCCCGCAUGCCACACCCACACGUCCUGCUCCAGAUGGGCAGGCUCCUGGCAAGUUCCACGUUCAACUCAGGAACUUGUUGAACAGGUGCUUUGAGGUGGGAGAGUCCCCUGUCCAUUGGGCUCUACCCAUCCAGGCCCAGGCCGGAGAACGUGUGAGAGGGGAGUAGGCUGGGCCGUCGUGAUUUCCCGAGUUACACGCCCAGAUGAGUGCCUAACAUCCAUCACCUCUUCAACCAUCGGGUUGGAAGGAGGCCAUCAUCUGCACGGAUAGCGGAAAGGAUUGAAGCUCGGAUAUGGCUGGCUUCUUGCUCAAGGUUAUCCGGUCACUACAUGUGGGAGCCAGAGAUUUUUGUUUUGUUUUUUGUUUUUUUAAAGAUUUUUAAAUUUUUAUUUAUUUGACAGAGAGACAGAGAGAGAAGGAACACAAGCAGAGGGAGAGGGAGAGGGAGAAGCAGGCUUCCCGCAGAGCAGGGAGCCCGAUGCGGGGCUCGAUCCCAGGACCCUGGGAUCAUGACCUGAGCCGAAGGCAGGCGCUUAACGACUGAGCCACCCAGGCGCCCCUGUUUUGUUUUGUUUUGUUUUACAUGAAAUCAGCAAGAUUGAUCAUUAACACCUUCACAUAUAAACAAGGUGUAGAAAAGUGGUAUAAAGAACCUCUUGGGACUCACCAGCCAACUACCGUCUAUACCCUCAACUUUUUUUUGCCAAGGCGGAGACUGCAGUAUUUUAAAGUAAAUCCUGGACAUCCUAUAGCUCACCUAGGAAGGUUCCAGAAUGCUUCACUAACGGAUGAGAAUUUUUUUUUUUUUUUAAACAUCACCAUGUGCUCAUUGUCACAAGACCACUAGUUGGGAAAGUUGGUGUUGGAACCACCACCCCAUGUGUCCUGGGAGGAGGCAGACAGUCCCAGCCAAGUCCUGUUCUUCCAAGAUUGGUGGGCAGUGUGAAUUGAAAGCCAUCGAAAAAGAGAAAACAGUUGCAGCUCUGUCACCCAAGGAGGCAAGCAAAUGCCACAAAGAAGAUUUGGCCAAAGCAUUUUAUGUGGACUUAGAAAAUGGGCUGUCUGAGUUCUCAGUGUCACAACGGAGACAGGUCCAUGGCUGGAAUGAAUUUGUCGCUGAUAACACGGAACCCGUGUGGAAGAAAUAUCUUGAUCAGUUUAAGAACCCCUUGAUCCUGCUGCUCCUGGCCUCCGCCCUGGUGAGCAUCCUCACGAAGGAGUAUGAGGAUGCCGUCAGUAUCGCCAUGGCCGUGCUGAUCGUGGUCACUGUCGCCUUCAUCCAGGAAUACAGGUCGGAGAAAUCACUAGAAGAGCUAAGCAAGCUGGUUCCUCCCGAAUGUAACUGCAUAAGAGAAGGAAAGCUCCAGCAUCUGCUUGCACGAGACCUGGUUCCCGGAGACAUUGUGUCUCUUUCGAUCGGAGACCGGAUCCCUGCAGACAUCCGUCUCACUGAGGUCACGGACCUCCUGGUGGACGAGUCCAGCUUCACAGGAGAAGCCGAGCCAUGCAGUAAGACGGACAGCCCGCUGACGGGUGGAGGGGACCUCACCACUCUGAGCAACAUUGUCUUCAUGGGGACCCUGGUGCAGUGUGGGAAGGGGCAGGGAGUCGUGAUUGGAACAGGGGAAAGGUCCCAGUUCGGAGAAGUGUUCAAGAUGAUGCAGGCUGAAGAGACGCCUAAAACCCCACUACAAAAAAGCAUGGACAAGCUAGGGAAGCAGCUGACACUUUUCUCCUUUGGCAUCAUUGGCUUGAUCAUGUUCACUGGCUGGCUGCAAGGGAAGCAGCUCCUCAGCAUGUUCACGAUCGGGGUCAGCCUGGCUGUGGCUGCCAUUCCCGAGGGUCUGCCUAUCGUCGUCACGGUUACGCUGGUCCUGGGAGUGCUGCGGAUGGCCAAGAAGCGCGUCAUCGUGAAGAAGUUACCAAUCGUGGAGACCUUAGGUUGCUGCAGUGUCAUCUGUUCGGAUAAGACAGGGACGCUGACCGCCAAUGAGAUGACCGUCACCCAGCUGGUGACGUCCGAUGGGCUCCAUGCUGAGGUCAGCGGAGUGGGGUAUAACGGCAAAGGGACCGUCUGUCUGUUACCCUCAAAGGAAGUCAUUAAGGAGUUCAGCAACGUCUCAGUGGGGAAAUUAGUAGAGGCAGGCUGUGUGGCCAACAACGCCAUCAUCAGAAAAAACGCCGUGAUGGGACAGCCCACGGAAGGUGCGUUGAUCGCCCUGGCCAUGAAGAUGGACUUAAGUGAUAUUAAAGAUUCGUACGUGAGAAAAAAAGAGAUUCCAUUCAGUUCGGAGCAGAAAUGGAUGGCAGUAAAAUGCAGCCCCAAGAACGAGGACCAGGAAGACAUUUACUUCAUGAAGGGGGCCUUUGAAGAAGUGAUUAAUUACUGUACCAUGUACAACUCCGGAGGCAUCCCCCUUCCACUGACCCCCCAGCAGAGAUCCUUCUGCCAGCAGGAGGAGAGGAGGAUGGGGUCGCUUGGCCUGCGUGUGCUGGCCCUGGCCUCUGGGCCCGAGCUGGGGAGGCUGACUUUCCUGGGGCUCGUCGGGAUCAUCGACCCUCCGAGGACUGGAGUGAAGGAAGCGGUGCAGGUGCUCUGUCAGUCGGGCGUGUCGGUGAAGAUGAUAACGGGCGAUGGCCUGGAGACCGCCUCCGCCAUAGGAAGGAACAUUGGCCUUUGCAACGGGAAGCUGAGAGCCAUGUCCGGGGAAGAGGUGGACAGUAUGGAGCAGGAAGAGCUGACUGACCACGUCAGAAAGGUAUCUGUCUUCUUCAGGACCAGCCCAAAGCACAAGCUCAAAAUCAUAAAGGCUUUGCAGGAAUGGGGGGCGAUCGUGGCCAUGACAGGGGACGGGGUGAACGAUGCGGUCGCCCUGAAGUCCGCGGACAUCGGGAUUGCCAUGGGGCAGACGGGGACAGACGUUAGCAAAGAGGCUGCCAACAUGAUCCUCGUGGACGAUGACUUCUCAGCCAUCAUGAAUGCGGUGGAGGAAGGCAAGGGGAUUUUUCAUAACAUCAAAAACUUCGUCCGGUUUCAGCUGAGCACGAGCAUCUCCGCCUUGAGCCUCAUCACUCUGUCCACUGUGUGCAACCUGCCCAGCCCCCUCAACGCCAUGCAGAUCCUGUGGAUCAACAUCAUCAUGGACGGGCCACCAGCACAGAGCUUGGGGGUAGAGCCGGUGGACAGAGACACCCUCCAGCAGCCCCCACGGAACGUCAAGGACACCAUCCUCGGUAGAGCCCUCAUCCUCAAGAUCCUCCUGUCGGCUGCCGUCAUCAUCAGCGGGACCCUCUUUAUCUUCUGGAAAGAGAUCCCCGCGGACAGGGCCAGCACCCCACGCACCACGACCAUGACCUUCACCUGCUUUGUGUUCUUCGACCUCUUCAAUGCCUUGACCUGCCGCGCUCAGACCAAGUUGAUAUUUGAGAUCGGUUUUCUCCGGAACCCCAUGUUCCUGUACUCGGUGCUGGGGUCAAUUCUGGGGCAGCUGGCCGUGAUUUACAUCCCGCCCCUGCAGAAGGUCUUCCAGACGGAGAACCUGGGCGCACUGGAUUUGUUGCUUUUAACUGGCUUGGCCUCAUCCGUGUUCAUUUUGUCAGAGCUCCUCAAACUAUGUGAAAAAUUCUUCUCCAGAGCCAAGCCAGCCCAGACUCACCCAGAAGACAUCUAGUGGACCGCACCUGUGUAAAAUCCCUAUUUUUACGUGACUCUGGCCCUUCCCCAGCCCCUCGUCGGCGGGGUGCUUUUAGGACACGGUGCGGCCGCCUCCCCCCUUCCCCCCGGCUCUGCCCCGGGCUCGAGGACGGGCUGGGAGCAGACGGCACAGAAACACCUCACUAUUUAUUAAACCACAGUGAUUUGUACGAACCU
Mirounga angustirostris (Northern elephant seal) is the source of this 5447-nucleotide messenger RNA. It is a transcript of the gene ATP2C2, whose product is annotated as ATPase secretory pathway Ca2+ transporting 2. The record is from RefSeq and is a predicted model, not a curated record. The transcript has 27 exons. Gene Ontology annotation, cellular component: Golgi membrane; endoplasmic reticulum; plasma membrane. Gene Ontology annotation, biological process: calcium ion transmembrane transport; intracellular calcium ion homeostasis; manganese ion transport. Lineage: Eukaryota; Metazoa; Chordata; Mammalia; Carnivora; Phocidae. The coding region runs from base 2455 to 5247 and encodes 930 amino acids. Gene Ontology annotation, molecular function: ATP binding; ATP hydrolysis activity; P-type calcium transporter activity.